Messenger RNA from Phaeoacremonium minimum UCRPA7, 600 nucleotides. RefSeq lists its product as hypothetical. The transcript has 3 exons. The record is from RefSeq and is a predicted model, not a curated record. Lineage: Eukaryota; Fungi; Ascomycota; Sordariomycetes; Togniniales; Togniniaceae. The coding region runs from base 1 to 600 and encodes 199 amino acids.
AUGCCGUACCCGUCGGUUCUCAAAAGCACCCUUUUAUCUGCUGCAGUAAUUGGACUGGCCGCUGGAACUGGAGUUGAGGCCAACCGAGCGAAUGAUGCGACGACCAAACUUGCACAGCUGAGCUCCUCAAUAUCCGCGGGGGCAGUCAAGGCAACGAAGACUGUCACAACGACUGCGACGCCUACCUCUACCGCCUUCGCUGAUCUCGACAAUAACUGCUCGGAUGAUCCUGGUGGUGUUACUGGCCAGACCUACACUGCCUUCACAUUCUUGGGCAAUGCUUCAUUCACUAUGAUGUGCAACAAGGACGCCGCCAACACCCCUCUCAUGUCGCUCUUCACCUCCGACUUCAACACUUGCAUGGACGCGUGUGCCGCGUACACAUUCUACAUGCCGAGCCUCUUCGGGGACAACGACAACACCACCUGCACGGGAGUCAGCUUCAUUCCACUAUGGACGACAAAGUCAGGGGCGCUUGCUGGCAAAGCGCCUGGAAACUGUUACCUCAAGCCCGGCGAACAGAACGAUGACACAAUUACGACUCCGAACAUUGGCACCGAGUGCCAUGCUGGUAUCCUGAAUACGGGCGACUCAUCGUAG